AUGAAAAUAUUAAAAAACACAUUACACGUUACCAACGAGGGCGACGGCAGCUCGGACAGUCGGUCCGACAGCAGUGAGGACGAAGUUACAGAGCACGUGACGGCCACUCCACCACCCAAUAUGGCCGCUGCGAGGGCACAGGUACCCACUAUAAGUGUGACACCGCACAGCCCCGGCGUGUUAGAUGACAGUCUUCAGCAGCUGCGGAGGCUGCAUGCGGCUGUUCAGCGUAUGAGGGCUGCCCCACUGCCCUUGCUGGCAAUAGGGACAAGUCGUUUAAGUACAUCGUGUCCCUCGUUGUGUAAAGAUGGGGUGGUGGAGACUGAAUGCUCAUCGCCAACCCAUUUGGACUUUUAUCCGCAAAGUAGGAAGGGUAGCGGUGAGUCCCGUCAAUGGAUGUCGUGGGAGAGGCGGGAUGAAGGCAGACGAAGCUCAUGGGCGGCACUGGAACCCGCGCCCCCUCAACAAGACACGCAGAGACAUAGAGGUGCGUUAAACGGUCACAGUGCCUCCUUAUCAUCAAUGGAAUCUGAAGGUGACGCACCACGACCUGUGAGACAUUCCACGCACUCACUCAAUGACAAUGAUCUCGCUAAGGAAUUCGAAAAAGUAACGGCAGCACUCCGAGGCGCUAGUAGCGCGGUCCCGAGUAGUGGAAGCUCGAGGCUACUUGCGCGACUGCCGUUGCAGAAGAGCGUAUCAACGCCCAGCAUCGUUGCAGCGGUGCAACCGCCGCAGCCGCCGCCACCAGCUAAUAUCCUAUCAGCCGGUGGUGCGAGCGAGACAGAAAGCGACGAAGACGCUUCAGCUGCCACAGUAGGCGCGACACAACUAACUGGUCGGAGGAAUAAUUCGCAUCAGGAGCAUUUGGGGUUACAUCGGCUGGCGUUUUUAGAACAAGCGUCCUAUGAUCAUCACGCUGAAAAGCGACGGAAACGAGGCAGCUUAUUCUUUAGAAAGAAAAAGGACAAGUCUCGCAAAGCGGCGCAUGUGUGGCAAGCGGCGGUGGCAGGUGGACACUGUGAUUGGUGCCAGCGGGAGUUGUCUGACAAACCGGCACUUUACUGUGAAAAUUGUACCAUGACUGUGCAUCAAAAUGUAUGCAAGGACUACAUUGUUGAGUGCAAUAAACCAAAAACAUCAAAGACAACAGUCGGAAAAUCCCUAAGUGCCAGCAGUGGCAAGAGCAGCAAACGAAGUUCUGUUUCCGGACAAUCCCAGAAUUCGAAUAGCAAGAAAUCGAGCGGCUGCUACUCGCCGUGGCGGCGGGUCGCGACAAAACUCGGCGUGCACACGAGUAUAUACAAUGAUGAGAAGGACGGCUCUGAUCAUAAACACGAUCAAAGCAAUGCGUCAGAUGAUGGCGUGACGGAAUGGCCUGAAGUAUACAUAACUUCAGACCAACUUGGUGAAGAGGCGAUUGUACUGGGGCUUGGUGCUACGGAGCCCGAGACCUGGGCAGCUGGUGCGCCGAAGGGCCUGGCUAAGAGUAUCGGUGAAAGAGAAACUAAACGUCAAGAACACAUCUACGAGUUGAUUUUGACGGAGAAGCAUCACUGUCUCACAAUACGACUUAUGCAAAAGAUGUUCGUAGAAGGAAUGACGCGCAUCACAGGCAUAACGGACGCCCAAGUGAGCCGAAUGUUCCCACGCCUUGACGAGCUAUGGUACAUACAUGCAGCGCUCUUGUCCCGUCUUAGAGCAAGACAGCGGACAGCCCCGCGGAUCAACACUAUAGCGGAUAUAUUGGCCGACGCGUUCGCCUCACCUGAUCAUCAUACAUUGAAAGCGGCUUAUGGCGAAUUUUGUUCGCGACAUCGUGACGCUGUGGAAGUGUUUAAAGAAUGCUGCGCCCGUGAGGCAAAACUCGCAAGGUUCAUUAGAAAGUGCCAACAAAACCCUUUACUUCGGAAGAAGGGUGUACCAGAAUGUGUGUUGUUCGUAGCUCAAAGAUUGACGAAGUACCCUCUGCUGUUAGAGCCCUUAUUGAAGACGGCUGGAGAUGAUCUCACUGAACGAGAGUUAUUACAGAAGGCACUAUGUGGUGUUAAGGAAAUAUUAGUCGACGUAGACAAUCAAGUGGCUGCCAAAGAACGUGAGGAUAGAAAACUCGAGAUUUAUCAUAGGAUUGACGCUAAAUCUUUUGCGAACUUCCGUGGAAGAAAGUUCAAGAAGAGUGAUAUUCUACAAGGGAAUAGGAGUCUUAAAUUUGAAGGUGUUGCUACAUUAAUGCAAGGCAGAAGCAAAAUGCAGACUUUAAUGGUGAUUGUUCUGACAGAUGUGUUGUUUUUUCUUCAAGACAAUAAUAAUAAAUAUACGUUCUUUACGCCUGAUAAUAAAACGGGCGUAGUAUCUCUAUGCAAAGUAUUAGUACGGGAAAAGGCGGGUGCAGAUGGGCGUGGCCUUUACAUAAUUUGCAGUGGGCCAUCCGACCCUGAAAUGUUCGAGUUGAGAGUCCACAGGCCGAAGGAUAUCGCUAACUGGAUACAUGCUAUUAGGGCGGCUGUGCAAAGCUGCCCUGAAGAAGUAGAAGAGAGUGAGACAGGCCCUCAUGUGCCCUCUGCAGAGGAGAAGCAACGCCUGCUAGAAGCUAGACACGAGAAUAUAAGACUGAUUACUGAGGCACUUCGAACGAAGGAUAAAGAACACGCGGUACUUUUGGAAGAAAAAAUGGCUUUACAUAUGAAAAUGUUUGGGCAUACAGGUGCCUCGACAUUGGAAUUACCAAAUACUGGUGUAACUACAGUAUUUCCGGGUGGGUUGGUCUUUCCCGACUACGUAAGAGUGGCCGCACCCACGCCUGAUACUCAUGCGCUGUGGCAAGAAGUCUGCAAAGUUGUUAAGGAUGCACUCGAAGUAUGCAACGCGUACAGUACUAGUCACAAUACAGGGGGAGUUGCGGUGGGCCGGAGCACGAGUUCCGCGGGAGAAAAGCACUCACUGGCUUACGAGAGCCCUGCGUUACCUCGACGAGCUGAUACUUUCGCUGGUUUCGAUGCUAAUAAACAUCGAACUCAAGGCGUAACUCCCCGCAUGUCAACAGACACGCCGACGGAGACGGAGAACGCGGAAAGUCGGGAAGCGGAGGUUAGCGGACGGGAGGCGGCUCUGAAGCUCCAACACGCGAUAUACACGCUCACUUGUAUCGUGUGGCAGCAACUCACCACUAUACAUAGUUUGGAGGCUCAAGUGUGCGCGUGGCGUUCUUCCGGCGGCAAUGCGGCCCGAACGCACGAUGCGCAAUUAGAGGAGCUACGACACGCGCAGUCGCGAUUGACGGCCGAUAGAGCCGCUUGGGAAGCGCAACGUACUGCCGAUAGGGAUGCGCUUGCGACUGAAAAACGGCAGCUGCAAGCGAUGCGAGAGCAGCUAGAGGAGCAACAAAAGGACGUGGAGCAACAACGGGAGAGGCUUUAUAGGAGGCUCGAGAGGCUGCAACAACAUGGUGGAUCGCAAGAAGAAAUAGCAAGUGUGGGUACCCUUUCGCCCGACUCGAGCGUCAGUGAUACUCACCGACGGAAGGAACCAAAGUGGCGUAACAACCGCGGUUCGACGGGUUCCGAAUCUGGUGCCAGUGUUUGCAGCAAUCGGGGACCACCACUGCCGCCGCCGCAACUACUGUCCGCUCAGAAUGAGACCAGAGCUAUCGUCAGGGCACCCGUGCAGCAAAUGGUGAAGCAGCAGUUACCGCUGAAGUUAGCGAGUGGCAAAUCUCAACAGCCACCGCCGGGUUACCACAGACUGCAUGAAUCGCCCAGCGAUCACCACCAAGGCGUAGUUAUUCAUCACACGCGCACUGGCAGCUCUCCUGCGCAGAUGCCAUCGCAGCAGCCAGUUACUAAUAAAGCCACCAGAACAAACACAUACCCGAAAUUACCAGACAAAUUUCGCGUACGAUCUCCCGAAUCAAACCCGCUACCACCUCCACCAGCGCCUAACCCACCCGAAGAAGAAGUGAUAUAUUUCUGA
Messenger RNA from Pieris macdunnoughi, 3969 nucleotides. Lineage: Eukaryota; Metazoa; Arthropoda; Insecta; Lepidoptera; Pieridae. The record is from the annotation of a GenBank genome assembly.